This is a messenger RNA of Emericellopsis atlantica, 1629 nucleotides long. RefSeq lists its product as uncharacterized. Gene Ontology annotation, cellular component: plasma membrane; cytoplasm; cytosol. The transcript has 2 exons. Gene Ontology annotation, biological process: ubiquitin-dependent endocytosis. Gene Ontology annotation, molecular function: ubiquitin protein ligase binding; protein-macromolecule adaptor activity. Bases 1 to 1629 code for a protein of 542 amino acids. The record is from RefSeq and is a predicted model, not a curated record. NCBI's taxonomy places the organism in Eukaryota, Fungi, Ascomycota, Sordariomycetes, Hypocreales, Bionectriaceae.
AUGCCCUCAUUCAAUCCCUUCUCUUCCAUGUCGGGGCGCGGGGCUGCCGCGCUCUUCGACGUCCGCCUGGAAAAUGACUUUAUCGUGUUCAGAGGCGGCGAGGAAGAGUCCAACGGCCAGAUUGUCAAGGGCACCGUUGUCCUGUGCCUGACAACACCACUCAAGAUGGAAGACGUCCGCCUGCGUUUGACCGGCACCAUGCACAUGAACGCAUCCGGGUCCUCCAGCCAGAAGAACGAUCGUCUCAAGACGAUCUGCGAGAAGCGAUGGGAGCCAUUCAUUGGCGUGCACGGCAAAAGCAUGAUUUUACCCGCCGGCAACUACGAAUACCCAUUCGAGUAUCUGCUGCCUGGCGACACGGCCGAGAGCGUCGAAGGUAUCCCCGAGGCUUCCAUCACCUAUCGUCUCAAGGCCACCGUCGGCCGCGGCAAGCUCGCCUACGACCUCCAUGCAUACAAGCACCUGCGCAUCAUCCGCACACUCGAUCCAAGCGCACUCGAAUUCCACCACGCCAUGAGCGUGGAGAACAUCUGGCCCAAUAAGGUCGACUAUUCAAUCUCGAUACCCCAAAAGGCCGUCGUGUUCGGAGGCAUUAUUGACUUGACCAUGCGCCUCACGCCCCUUCUCAAGGGUCUGGAAAUGGGCAGGAUAAACAUCAAGCUCGUCGAGAUUCGGGAAACGACGGUCACGGGCGCCACAGGGAUGAGCGUGCGCGAGCACAAGGUUGAGCGCGACGUCUCAAAGUGGGACAUGGAGGUGGACCGCGCGACGCACUGGGUGGACAUGAUUGAAGACACUGGCCAGGACGGUUGGGUCGUUACCAAGGCAUUGGACCUACCUCGCAGGCUGCGCCAGUGCGUGCAAGAUACCAACGUCCACGGCAUCAAGAUCCGCCACAAGCUCAAGCUGACGAUUGCCCUCAAGAACCCCGAUGGGCACGUUUCCGAGCUGCGCGCUACGCUCCCCGUGGCCAUCUUCAUCUCGCCAAACGCGCCCCUCAACGAGCAGGGCGACGUGAUCAACCCCGAGACAGCGCAGGCCGAUGGGGAAGAGGAGCGCUGCCCUCCACCCAGCUACCAUGAGCACAAGCUCGACCAGCUCUACGACGACGACAUGACCGGGUUCCGAACGCCGGCUGGCGCCAUGUCGGGCGUGAACAGCCCCUUUUACGUGCAUUCGAGGGCCGGCUCCAGCGAAAACCUGUCCAACCUCAUGCAGAGCGGGGGCGCCAUCCCCCCGGCGGACCUGUCCUCGCGACUGAUGAACGUUUCGGACGACCCAACACUGCGAAAUACCGUCUUCAACUCGACGAUAGGACGGAGGUCCGAGCCCAGUUCGAACAACCUUACGCGACAGAACAGCGGCGACGACACGCCCAGUUCGGGCCGCGACUCGCCCGAGCACAUUGACCUGAACGAGUUCGCUCCAACGACGCGCGUGCCCAGCUACCACACAGCGGUCCAGACGAGGCCGCCGAACGAGUCUGCUCCGACGUACCAGACGGCUCUCACGCAGCCGCGUACGCCGCCUGCGACCGACAAUCAAUAUGAGUAUAUGCCGAGCAUCACCACGCGUGCCGAGGGCGAAGAGGCGGCCAGCAAUCAUAGGUCCAACGCUAUCUCUGGUUAG